Symbiodinium sp. CCMP2592 is the source of this 1563-nucleotide messenger RNA. The record is from the annotation of a GenBank genome assembly. Lineage: Eukaryota; Dinophyceae; Suessiales; Symbiodiniaceae.
AUGGGCGGCUGUGUAUGGUCCAAGCAGGAGACUAGCUUGACGGAGUUGAAGGACCUGCACCGCUUCUUGGCUGAUGCUGACAUCCGGCUCGUUCGCUUCGGCUUUCUGCAGGCGCUCCUCCGCGAAGGGCGCUUGUGGCCAAGACGCCAGGAAGCGGAGCACGAGACAUUCUGGCACGAUUGGAGACAAGAAUCCUUGAGCGCGCUGGUGGCUGCGGAUGACCUCUACAUUGCUGCGGAUCGGUUCCAGCUUCGCGGCCGAUCCGACGUACAUUUGGUAUCUGUCUCGCAUUGCUGGGAGGCCCAGCAGCACCCCGACCCAUGGGGUUUCCAGCUCAAGUCUCUCGUCUCACGGGUGGAUGCAGAGUUCGGGACCUUGCUCAGCCGAAGGGGAAGCAGCCGUGAGGUCUUGCUGUUUGUUGAUUUCAUAUGUCUGCCUCAGUAUCUCCGAACGGAGCCUGAGCAGGCACGCUUCAAGUGCGCGAUGAAUUCCAUGCAUUUGCUUUAUGCACAUGAUGCAUUUCGUGUUUGGCGACUGGAGGAGCUAACUCCGCAAUCCAUGAAGAGAUCCCAUCCCUCCACGAUUGAUAUCUACAGUGACGACGCCAAGAGGCUGGGUCCGCAGCCUUUUGAGCAGCUUAUUUUGAACACGACCCCCUAUCAACAACGUGGGUGGUGCGUGGCCGAGACGCAAUGGAUGGCCACACACGCUAUGGUUACAUAUGCGCCCAUGAUCCCAGAGCGUUUCAGAGAGCGCGUCAGGGCCGAAGGAAAACCCUCAUCUUUUGAUGGGCUGGUCCUACGGUUCACGCACAGGUCCGACGCAGAGCCUGUGAUGCAGCUUCAGGAGAAGAUCUUCGAACUGGCUGCCCUGAGCCGCAAACGGGCCUAUCCCCAGAACUUAGACCUGCGGCAAGUGUUGUUCUUGGCAGAGGCCCUGCAGCGUUUCGAGAAGUUAAAGAUCCUGAAUCUUGGUCACCGAAACAACGUAGUCGGGGAUGAAGGAGCUGUUGCUUUGGCAUGGGGGAUCAUGGCCUGUCCCCUUGAAGUCCUAGAUCUGGAAGGCUGCCAGAUCGGCGCCAGGGGGGCUGCUGCAAUUGCAGGCUUUUGCCAUGACUCCAAGACCUUGCAAAAGUUGGACAUGGACAAAAACCCGAUAGGGGAGGAAGGGGCCAUCUUUGUUGCUGGAGGGCUCGCGGCCAAUACAACCAUCCGUGAUGUGUUUUUGCGCGGCUGUGAGAUCGGGCCCAUUGGCGCCGAUGCCCUUGCAGAGCUACUUUGCCGGAAGUCCAUGACGUUGUGCAACAUCGUGCUAUGUGACAACCCCUUCGGGGAGGAAGGGGCUGUGGCCUUGGCAUCAGGAUUAAGGGGCAGUCCAUCUGUCAAGUUUGUUUGGAUACAAAGAUGCCAGGUAGGUCCUGGUGGGGCGACGGCACUGUCACAGCUCUGCCGGGAAAUGAAGCGAUCCUUUUACCUCAACGCCCUCGAAAACCCUCUCUCCGACGAAGGCCGCCGGCUGCUCGAGGAGAUCAGCAGGACCUCGAAGCACGUGCGCAUAGAAUGA